CAAGGAGAUUGCAUUCCAACUUCAUGAGGACUUAAUGAAGGUUCUUAAUGAGCUUUACACAGUGAUGAAAACAUACCAUAUGUAUCACUCAGAGAGCCUCAGUGCAGAGAGCAAGCUGAAAGAGGCCGAGAAACAAGAAGGAAAGCAGAUUGGCAGGUCUGGAGAUCCUGUCUUCCACAUCAGACUAGAAGAGAGGCAUCAGCGGCGCAGCUCUGUGAAGAAAAUUGAAAAAAUGAAAGAAAAGAGACAAGCAAAGUAUUCAGAAAAUAAGCUGAAAUCAAUUAAAGCACGGAAUGAGUAUCUCCUAACACUUGAAGCAACCAAUGCCUCGGUAUUCAAGUAUUACAUUCAUGAUCUUUCGGAUUUAAUUGAUUGCUGUGAUCUUGGCUACCAUGCAAGUCUGAACAGAGCCCUAAGAACAUAUCUCUCAGCAGAGUAUAACCUUGAAACCUCCAGACAUGAAGGUUUAGACAUUAUUGAGAAUGCUGUUGACAACUUAGAGCCAAGGAGCGACAAGCAAAGAUUCAUGGAGAUGUACCCUGCUGCAUUCUGUCCACCAAUGAAAUUUGAGUUUCAGUCUCACAUGGGUGAUGAGGUUUGUCAGGUGAGCGCUCAGCAGCCGGUCCAGGCGGAGCUCAUGCUCAGAUACCAACAGCUGCAGUCCCGACUGGCCACACUGAAAAUAGAAAACGAGGAGGUCAAGAAAACGACAGAAGCUACCCUGCAAACGAUUCAAGAUAUGGUCACCAUUGAGGACUAUGAUGUGUCUGAGUGCUUCCAGCACAGCCGUUCCACCGAGUCUGUGAAGUCCACUGUGUCUGAAACCUACUUGAGUAAGCCCAGCAUCGCCAAGAGAAGAGCGAACCAACAAGAAACCGAGCAGUUCUACUUCAUGAAACUCAGAGAAUUUUUAGAAGGCAGUAAUCUCAUCACAAAACUUCAAGCCAAACAUGACUUGCUGCAGAGGACUCUUGGAGAAGGUCACAGAGCUGAAUAUAUGACUACAAGGCCUCCAAAUGUUCCCCCUAAGCCCCAGAAACACAGGAAAUCCAGGCCCCGCUCCCAGUAUAAUGCUAAGUUGUUUAAUGGGGAUUUGGAGACCUUCGUCAAGGACUCAGGACAGGUUAUCCCUCUCAUUGUGGAAAGCUGCAUCCGGUUCAUUAAUCUCUAUGGAAUAGAUAAUCUCUAUGAGAGGGCACUUCACAUCCGCAAGCUCCUCCUGACCUUGCCCAGGUCCAUCCUCAUAGUGAUGAGGUACCUCUUUGCCUUCCUCAAUCAUCUUUCACAGUACAGCGAUGAGAACAUGAUGGACCCUUAUAACUUGGCCAUUUGCUUCGGCCCCACAUUGAUGCCUGUCCCGGAAAUACAGGAUCAAGUGUCUUGCCAGGCUCAUGUGAAUGAAAUUGUGAAGACCAUCAUCAUCCACCAUGAGAUUAUUUUCCCAGAUGCUAAAGAACUGGAUGGCCCUGUUUAUGAGAAAUGUAUGGCUGGGGAUGACUACUGCGACAGCCCAUACAGUGAGCACGGUACAUUGGAGGAAGUGGACCAAGAUGCUGGUACGGAGCCCCACACCAGUGAAGAUGAAUGUGAACCAAUCGAAGCAAUAGCCAAGUUUGACUAUGUCGGGCGGUCAGCUAGAGAGCUAUCCUUCAAGAAAGGUGCCUCCCUGCUGCUGUAUCACCGAGCCUCUGAGGACUGGUGGGAAGGCCGGCACAAUGGGAUUGAUGGGCUUGUGCCUCACCAGUAUAUAGUGGUGCAGGACAUGGAUGAUACAUUUUCAGAUACUCUGAGCCAGAAAGCUGACAGUGAGGCCAGCAGUGGGCCAGUCACUGAAGACAAGUCUUCAUCCAAGGACAUGAACUCUCCAACUGACCGUCAUUCUGACAGCUACUUAGCCAGACAAAGAAAAAGAGGAGAGCCACCCCCUCCAGGAAGACGUCCUGGCAGGACCAGUGACAGCCACUGUCCCCUUCAUCCCCCACAUGCUCUUUCCAAUUCCUCAGUUGAUUUGGGGUCGCCAAACCUAGCCAGUCACCCCCGGGGUCUGAUGCAGAACCGUGGCCUCAACAACGACAGUCCUGAGAGGAGGCGCCGGCCAGGCCAUGGCAGCCUGACCAACAUCAGCCGGCAUGAUUCCCUCAAGAAGAUUGACAGCCCUCCCAUCAGGAGGUCCACAUCAUCAGGGCAGUACACAGGCUUCAAUGACCACAAGCCGCUGGACCCAGAAACAAUUGCUCAGGAUAUCGAAGAGACCAUGAACACUGCUUUGAACGAACUCCGUGAACUAGAAAGACAGAGCACAGCAAAGCAUGCCCCCGACGUGGUGCUGGAUACCUUGGAACAAGUGAAAAAUUCUCCCACCCCCGCCACUUCCACAGAAUCUCUCAGCCCGCUGCACAACGCUGCCCUCAGGAGCUCAGAACCUCAGAUCCGACGCAGCACCAGCUCCUCCAGUGACACUAUGAGCACUUUCAAGCCUGUGGUGGCACCCAGAAUGGGCGUGCAGCUGAAGCCUCCAGCCCUUAGGCCAAAACCUGCUGUUCUUCCAAAAACAAACCCCACCAUAGGACCCACUGCACCUUCCCAGGGCCCAACAGACAAGUCUUGCACAAUGUAAAAACCAGCUGAGCAAGGUCAUGAAGGGAGGUGAUCUAAAACAAACAGUGGAUCAGUGACAAGGGUCAGUGAUCCAUGAUGUUCCUUAGUUUUGCGCUUAUGACUGGAGAUCUUCUGGCUUUUCUAUGUUGUCGAAUGUAAUGAUGUCUGGGACUAGCUAAAUUAACAUGGGCAUUUGUAUUUUGUAAUUUUUUAAAUAACUGGACAUAUGUCAUUUUAAAGACAAUAGAAAUACUUAAACUUACUUGAAGAGCCAAUGCUGCACCAAUUGUAAUGAAGGCAACACCACCGCCCCGCACUGUACAGUGCUUCAGAUUUAGUGUAGCCCAGGGGAGUAUCCUGGAAUAGAGAAUCCAAGUUCCAGGUCUUCCUGGAACCACCAGUGUUGGUCUGUGACAAGUGGGUGAAUAGCUGAAAGGUUUCCUAGUAGCUGACAGUGAGCACCUCUGACUCCAUCCAGAGUGUGUGUCCAGCACCUGUUAAAGACUUGCAGUGGUCACAGGGGGAGGCUCCAAUGGGAUCUUCAGCCACGACUUAAAUGGGUUGAAUGGUGGCCCCUUCCAUAGAAGUCAUUUCCCUGGGUCCAGGUUUAAGACUCAGUGGAAGAAGACAGAAGAAACUCAGUUCUUGCUUGAACUGAACCUGGGAAAGAGAAGGGAGAUACUGUGUCCAAAGCUGUUGACAUCACUCCAUCCAAGAGCUUGAUCAGACCCCAGAGAUUUCCAGGUCCAUCCCCUGCAUUCACAAAGGACUAGAGCAGUCUUAUUUUCAGGACCUUCUAGUUCCAUCAUAAACUCCUGCCAACAUGUUGUUCAAUUACAGCCUAGAGAAUAUUUCCACCUUCCCUAUGCUCUCCUUCAUGGCAAUGGAAAAAGCAAACAAGGCAGGAAUCCUUGGUUCACCUGUGUUCUGACUAAAUUAUCUUGCUUCCUUUAUCUGUGCCACAAAGGCCUAAUGAUACCAAGUUUGAAACCCCAGCUCUGCUGUUCACGCCUCUCUUUGAGCCAAACCAGAUCUGGCUGUGGUACCUGAGUGAGGGCCAUGCCAGGCCACUGUGGGAAGACGACCUCAUGGUGCCAGGAUUCUUCCGAGUUUUGUACCUCAGAAUCAUGACUUCUUUUCUUGUCCUGUUUGUGUUUGACGUUUUUAUUUUUGCAUGUGAUCUCUACAUAAGUAAUAUAGUUAAAUGGGCUCAAUUAGGGACCCUCUUGCCCUGGCAUUUUAGUACAUAGGUGAUUUUUCUUUAUCACAUAUUUUUACUGUAUUUCUCCUCUCUCUUAAAAAAAAUAUCAGAUUUGUUUGUUUGUCUGUUUAGGUACUGGGGAUUCAAUCUAGGGCCUCCUGCAUGCUAAGCACACAUUCUACCCCUGAACUAUAUCCCAGCCCCCACCCCCAAUAUUAUUCUGAAUGCAAUUGUUUUUACAAGGUACAAAUCACCUUUUUCCUAACAACAGCAGCUGGUAUCUAUAGACCAAUGAACAUUCUGUCUACAUUAUCGUUGAACUUCCUAAUGAAAAAUGGAUGCCUCAGAAUAAACCCCUUUUGACUACCAUCAAUCACCAUCUAGGUUUGGUUUCAAACUGGCAGCCAGUCACAUGCCCACCUAAGAGUGGCCCAGGUCAGACUAAUUCAUGCAAAAAUGAAUCAGAUCAUGACUUUGAUCUCUACCUCAGUUUGCCAAUCUAAUCAUUCUGUUGCAGAGAUAGAUUAAUGAAAUAAUACCACCUUUCAAAGUCACUCUUCUGGAGGUUGCUUGCUAAAGCCUAAUUUCAUAAACGAAUUGAAGAGUUCCCCCAUCCUAUGUAUUUCCUGGUAAAGUUCAGUUUGGGUUUUGGUUUUUUGAAACAAGAUAUCCCCGUAGCCCCAGCUGGCCUGGAACUUGCUAUGUAGACCAGGUUGGCCUCAAUCACACAGCGGUCCAGCGGUCCACCUGCUUCUGCCUCCCAAGUGUUGGGAUUAAAGACAUCCUGGUAAAGUUUUAAAGCUCAAUUUUCAGAACUAUUCUCAUAGGCCAUUUUGAAAAAGAACCUUGGACUCAGCAGUUAAGAACACACUCUUACAGAGGGCCCGGGUUUGAUUCCCAGUGCCCACAUGGCAGCUAACACACCGUCUGUCACUCCAGUUCCAGGGGAUCCAACACCCUCUUCUGACCUCUAUGGGCACUGCACACACAUGGUACACUUACAUGCAGUCAGUACACUCAUACACAUAAAAUAAAAAUAAUAAAAUAUUUGUAAAAAGAAGAAACCUUGGAGACCCAGACAGAAUUGAGCUUUGAAUAACACUGACCCUUUCAAACCAUAGUUUCCUUGAAGUUUAAUAUUUCCUAAAUGACACCCCGGCUUUUAAAAAAUAAUGAUUCUUAAAACCGUUUUAUCCUUCUUUGAUGGAAGAUGCCAACAGAAGGCAUAAGAAGGCAAUGGUGUCUUAAAAUUUUUUAUAAAUGCCUUUUUUAAGCUUUUACUUGAGCUUUUCAAAUCUACAUGAUACUUCCUUCAGACAGUUUUCCAAGAAUCCUCCAUAGUGUCUGCUAGCUUUGGUGUGUCCAUCUAGGCCUUCCUGUCCCCAGGAUCAGGACUCUGCUGCCUUGGAUGACAAAGGACAUGCUGUUGUAGAGCCUUGGAGCCACAGCUGUGGGUUCCCUAGGGAAGCAGCGCCUGCCACGCCCUCCUUUACUCUCCCAUCUCCACCUUCUCUCCGGCUCCUGUUGUCACUUCCAGGCUUAUUUUUGUCACUCAGCUGAAAGGAAAGGGUGUGGCCUCCAAGGAAGUUCUCUACUCACCUGUCCUUCCUUCGUGUAGUGAUUCAACUGACCUUGGCACCCUUUGAGUCAGGAAUAGAAAAGUUUACAGGGAAAGACCAGGUGCCUCCUGCACUAAGGAUCCUAAUAACUGUCAGUAAAACUCAUUAAAAACUGCAGCAGCUGAGAAGGUUCACCUGGUGCACAGCCUCAUUUAGGCCACAGGUGCAGCCCACAGCAGGAAAGCAUGAGGAAACAGAGAGGAAAAUAAGUCCUGAAUGCUUUGUCCCUUCCCAAAUCUAAGAUCUUAACAGACUCCAUGUACAGUUUAGGAUCACUUGAUGAUAAGCAAGUUAUGGUCUGCAAAGAUUACCUGACCCCACCUAUACAACAAUGUGCAUUCACAGCUGAUGCAACUAUGUUCGUGACCCACGUGUAGACCCUGGCAUAGAUUUACAAAGCCCUUUAGUUUGGAUUGAGAAUAUGAUGAGUGGAUUGUUAGAAGGGAAUUUAGUGUACAUUUUCUGAUGAGUAUUGCAUAAAUUUUCAAACUGCUGAGGGCACUUUGCAAAACCUUUGUUCUUGUUCCACAUCAACACCAUUGUUGAACAGUUUAACAUGUGUCCACACAACAGAAUCUGAAUUUGGUGCCCUGUGAGCCAUCCAUGGAAUAAUUCAUAGAAAGGUCCCACUUAGUCAUGAAUAAUUACCAGUGGACAUAGAACUCCCAAUAGUCAGACGGUGUCUUUUGAGUUUUCUGUCUUUAUACAUUUGCCAUUGGCUUUAUAAUUUAAUUAAAAGAAAAUAGACGGUGGAUUGAUGGUGGUGGUGUUAGCAUUUAGGAAGGGCACAGCCACUGAAGUCUGAAAACUGAAAGCACCAUAAUCUGAUAGGACCUCUGAAAUCCCAUCGUAAAGAGCCUGCAGGUCCACUGAGACUUCAAAUUAUGGUUCUGCUUAUUCCUGACCAUAGCAGGAAGAGACCAUGCAUGCAGGAAUUGCAUUUGGGAUGCCCUCUUUCUGUUAUCCACCCCUGAGACCCUGGGACACAGAGGGCCUAGAACUGAAGGCUCUAUCUGUGUGCAAACAGAGCCCCCUAUUUCAGACCACCGCCUGAGCUGAGCGCUCUCUCCACACCCACAAGCUCCAGCUGGGCUGGAGCAUCAGACGUAAUUAAUACAGGAUGACGACUUUAUAAGUAGUAAAGCAAGCCCGAAGUUGAGCUUUCACUUACUCUAGUAUGCUUUCUUUAUUUAA
This is a messenger RNA of Nannospalax galili (Upper Galilee mountains blind mole rat), 6612 nucleotides long. It is a transcript of the gene Srgap1, whose product is annotated as SLIT-ROBO Rho GTPase activating protein 1. Lineage: Eukaryota; Metazoa; Chordata; Mammalia; Rodentia; Spalacidae. Gene Ontology annotation, molecular function: protein binding. Bases 35 to 2617 code for a protein of 860 amino acids. The transcript has 17 exons. Gene Ontology annotation, cellular component: cytoplasm. Gene Ontology annotation, biological process: signal transduction; negative regulation of cell migration. The record is from RefSeq and is a predicted model, not a curated record.